CGAUAAAUACAAGUCGUGGCUACAACGUACGAGUAGAUAAGUCAUCUGGUGUACUGAUGUGUUAUAACAUUGUACCUUCACUGAACGGCUACAAUACGCCAUGUUUCCCAUCUUUUGAAGCUUGUCCCACUUUAUAAGAUGUCCACAAAAUGCGCAUUCCACACCAAAGAAGAUCUUGUUUGGUUUUGCCAUCCGUGUGAAAAAUUAAUCUGUGAAAAAUGUAAAAAGGAGCAUUCGAGUCAUUUCGUAGAGGAGACAGAUUCUCUACUCAAGGGAUUGUCAUCCAGACUACCGUCUAUCAUAGAGCAAGGAGUCGCAAUGAUUCAAGACUUUAGGCGUCGACUGGAGCUGAUUGACACACAGACAGACACAGUAGAACAGGAAUUAUCAAAGGUCAAAGGGCAACUAGAAUCACGAUACAGCAUCAUCCAGGCCAAGCUUAAAGCUCAUCAUGAAAUUCUUUGCCGGGAUUUGGACGAGUUUAUCGAGAAAGCUAAAGACAGAGGACACCACGAGAAAAAAAUCAUAUUGGAUAAAAUCAAUAUUUUAGAAAAUAUUCGUGACCAAUGUUUAAGCGAAGAAACUAACGAUGUACUGAAAGCUGUGCAAACUGAAAACGCAUGUAAAAGAUUAGCUGAAGAUGUUAAGGGUUACGCUAAACCUGCUAACGAACCUCCAUUUAAGGUUCCGGAAGUCAAAUUUAACGUCACAGAGGACGAAAUCGAAAAGGAUGUCAAUGCACUUUAUGGGAGUCUUAGUUUGGAUUCUGGGCUCAACCAAAACAAAGAAGCUUCCAACUUAUCAAAGAAGAAACCCUCCAGCACCAACGUUAAAGUCGUUACAAGACCUGCAUUUCCUGCCAUUCCUGUGCGAAAAGGUCAAAAGGUUUCUGGAAUAAUCCAAACAAGUUCGAAUGACGUCAUCGUAGGAUAUUCAACUGCUAAGGUUAUUCAUUACUACGACAGAAAUGGCAAAAAGCAAAAGACAAAAGAGUUGCCAUUUUAUGUCCAAAACAUGACAUCGACAAGUUCGGGGUUAAUCCUUGCCUCUGAAAAUAAGGGGUCUCGAAUCCUGAAAAUUGACGGAGACCGCACUGAGGUCUUUUUCGAUGCGUCGCCUUAUACAACGCAUGGUAUAUUGUGUUCAAACCAAGAUGGCACCGUGUCUGUCUGCUGUCAAUCAGACAAAGAAGGACGUGUUUAUCUCAUAACAAGUGAAGGAAAAUUGAAAACAAUAAUAGCCCAGUCAUACGAAGGUCAGACGUUGUUUCUAAAACCCCACAGGAUAGCCGAAAAUCCUGGCAGUAGAGCUCUUUUCGUAACUGAUCCAGGCUUGAAAACUUUAACUGCCAUCGACAAACAUCACAACUGUUUAUUUAAAUACCAUGGCGGGCCCGAGAGCAGUAAUUUCAUACCUAUCGACGUUGCGUUUUGUCAUUUCAAUAACACCAUACUUGUUUCCAACUGGAAAGGCAACAGUGUUCAUCACGUUGGCGAAAACGGUCACUUCCGGUCACUGGUCGUCUGCCAGAAAGACAACAUCCUGUACCCAACCGUCAUGCUGGUGGACUGCUUGAAACAACUUUGGGUUUCCCAUAAGGAAAAAAUAACGGUUUUAAAAUGCAGUUUCAAUUAAUUGAUGUAUUGAAAUUUUAAUAAACAUAUA
Molecule: messenger RNA, 1665 nt
Organism: Magallana angulata
Lineage: Eukaryota; Metazoa; Mollusca; Bivalvia; Ostreida; Ostreidae
Exons: 2
Coding region: 139-1635 (498 amino acids)
Molecular function (GO): zinc ion binding
Source: RefSeq, a predicted model, not a curated record